Messenger RNA from Bombus pascuorum, 2332 nucleotides. Its product is annotated as fatty-acid amide hydrolase 2-like. Lineage: Eukaryota; Metazoa; Arthropoda; Insecta; Hymenoptera; Apidae. The coding region runs from base 498 to 2123 and encodes 541 amino acids. The record is from RefSeq and is a predicted model, not a curated record. The transcript has 11 exons.
CAUUUAUGAAAAUGCAUGAACGUUCAUUUACAUUUUGUGUUUGCCAUUUGUAUUGUACAUUCAAAGUCGACGGUUCACUAUGUGUUUGAUAAUAAAUAAUUUGAUAAUAGAUAACGUGCUUUCGUUUCAAACAAAAGAAAAAGAAAUGUACGCGGAACAGAAGAAUUAGUGAAUCUAAAUUUGAAAUUGUCGGCUUGAAAAUGAUAUAAAAUUUCAGUUUGGAAAACGUGGAGAUAAGAACACUGUCAAAUCGAUUUUCAACGAAGGAGAUAAAAUACGUCUAGCUUCGUUUGAAACCAGAGGAUAUCCGGAAAAGAUGAUCGAGAUGCGCUUUGACUGUGGAUGUGUUUGACUUGAUGACAACCAAACUAACUAUAAUAAAUCUAAUCAGUGAACAAUACGAAUCAGCAAUGACGUAAUUUGUGUUCGUGACCACGUAUCGUGGAACAGUUAUUUCUACGCCAACGAUCGGAUAAUUCUAAUUGAAGAACAAGAGGAUGAAACUUCUAUGGCACACCCUGCCAUUGAUGUAUCCCCAAAAUCUGGAUAUGAUAAACCUAAUGAUUCAGAAGUUGCUAAAGUACCUUGUUUUUAUGCUACGCUGUAUCGUGACGCCAAUUUUAAAGCUGCAAUACUUUAAGAAGCGGAAACGAAUACCAACGAUCAAGAAUCAGCUGUUGCUGAUUUCAGCGACAGAAAUUGCGCGACAGAUUCGCAAGAAAGUGAUCAGCAGCGAGGAAGUGGUAAGAGCCUAUGUGGAGAGAUGCACGGACGUAAAUCCUGUAAUAAACGCUAUCGUCGAGUCACGUUUCAGCGCAGCCAUUCAGGAAGCGCAGGAAGUUGACAAGCUCUUAGCGAGCACCACAAAAACCGAGGAGGAACUUGCUUGUGAGAUGCCUCUUCUUGGCGUGCCCGUAACCGUGAAAGAAAGUUUCGCCGUUGAAGGAAUGUCGCAUAUGGCCGGCGUGAAGAAAAAAUCUCCACAGAAAGCGACUAAAAACGCAGUAGUUGUUAGCAUGGUACGCAAGGCUGGCGCUAUUGUCCUUCUCGUCAGUAAUACUCCCGAGCUAUGUCUAAACUGGGAAACUAGCAACAAAGUUACUGGUACUACUAGAAACCCUUAUGACACCAACAAGGUACCUGGUGGCUCUUCCGGUGGCGAGGCAGCACUAAUAGGCUCCGCCGCCUCCAUCGUGGGCAUCGCGUCGGAUGUUGCAGGUUCUGCGAGGCUUCCGGCCAUGUUCUGCGGUAUUUUCGGUCACAGACCCACGUCCGAUCUGGUCCCUACAGAGGGCCAUAAGCCAUAUUCCCAUGAUGAAUCAUUUACCCUGCACUGUACAGCAGGAACGAUGGUCAGAUACGCCGAUGAUUUAUCUCUUAUGAUGAAGAUAAUGUGUCAGUCUGAAGAGACGCGGAAGAAGUUCGAGCAGAAGGUAUGUUUGAAAGACAUGAAAUUCUUUUACCUGGAGGACUGCUGCGCGGUAUCGAACUCUAUAGGCAAAGAUGUAAAACAGGCGAUGAAGAAGCUGAGGAUACACAUCGAAACGACGUACGGUCUCAAAGUAGAAAAGGCACGAUUACCUGCCAUGAAAUUUGUGCUUAACAUGGCAUCGCUUAUACUGUCGGUGAAUCUCGACGACAUCAACGAUGACAUUAAAUGCGCGGGAUCGAGUAGAUGUCUGUUUGAAGAAUUGAAAUCAAUUUGUGGCAUGUCGCAGAAUACGUUCUCUGCAGUUACAUAUGCCGUCAUUAAAUGGGUAUAUGAUAAAUUACCAGAGAGUUAUCAACGCAAAAUGUCCGCUAAGAAGGACGAGUUAAAGAAACAAUUCGAGGAGCUACUAGGUGAUAACGGCGUACUGAUAUUCCCAACGUUCGUAUCAUCAGCCUAUUACCCGCACGAAUCCUACACGAGUGUCUUCAAUUUCAUGUAUUUGACAGUCGCUAAUGUACUAGGAAUACCAGCGACACACUGUACAAUGGGGCUCGACAAACAAGGUUUACCUGUUGGCCUUCAAAUCAUGGCAAACGCGGGCAACGAUCAUCUUACGAUCGCAGUGGCUAAAGAGAUCGACAAAGCCUUCGGUGGUUGGCAGCCGCCACCGAUGGCCGGGCUGCAAGUUUGAUUUUCCCUUUGAUCGGACGAUAAAGACUUCGAUAUGAGGAUCCAUCGUGAUGAAUCGAGUGUAUUCGACGUGAUACGAUCGGCGAAGAAACUACGGUAACGAACGUGUGCCUCUUCGUUCAAACGACGAACAAUCGCGAUACCUCAAACGUGAAUGAAUCUACGAUAGAAAUUAAGAUGUGCAAUAAAUAUAGGUUGUCUUUAUAACAU